UCUUUCCUGUCUGGAAGAGCAGCGGUGUUUUGACGCAGCUGAUUGUGUGAUUUCUUAUUUUAAUUCUUCGUACAUUUAAAACAAAAUGUCAAAAAGGCAUAGAUUAGAUUUAGGAGAUGACUAUUCGUCUAGUAAAAAGAGAUCAUCUGACGGGAAAGAGAGAGACCGGGACCGGGACCGGGACGAGCGCUCGAGGGACCGCGAUCGGGACAGAGACCGCGACAGAGACCGCGACCGCGAGAAGGAUGUGAAGCCGGCGGCCUUCGCGCUGAACGCGGGCGUGGGGGGCGGCGCCGUGCUGCCGCUGAAGGUUCCCACCAUGCACCAGCAGGUUAACCCCUUCACCAACCUGCCGCACACACCGCGCUUCUACGACAUCCUGCAGAAGCGGCUCCUGCUGCCCGUGUGGGAGUACCGCGAGCGUUUCAGCGACAUCCUCACCCGCCACCAGAGCUUCGUCCUGGUGGGAGAGACCGGCUCCGGCAAGACCACGCAGAUCCCCCAGUGGUGCGUGGACAUGGUGCGGGCGCUGCCGGGGCCCAAGCGGGGCGUGGCCUGCACACAGCCCCGGCGGGUGGCGGCCAUGAGCGUGGCGCAGCGCGUGGCGGACGAGAUGGACGUGAUGCUGGGCCAGGAGGUGGGCUACUCCAUCCGCUUCGAGGACUGCAGCAGCGCCAAGACCAUCCUGAAGUACAUGACAGACGGUAUGCUGCUUCGGGAGGCCAUGAACGACCCCCUGCUGGAGCGGUACGGCGUGAUCAUCCUGGACGAGGCCCACGAGCGCACGCUGGCCACGGACAUCCUGAUGGGCGUGCUGAAGGAGGUGGUGCGCCAGCGCUCCGACCUGAAGGUGAUAGUGAUGAGUGCCACACUAGACGCCGGAAAGUUCCAGGUGUACUUCGACAGCUGCCCCCUGCUGACCAUCCCUGGCCGCACGCACCCCGUGGAGAUCUUCUACACGCCCGAACCCGAGAGGGACUACCUGGAGGCAGCCAUCCGCACCGUCAUACAGAUACACAUGUGUGAAGAGGAGGAGGGAGACGUGCUGCUCUUCCUCACAGGCCAGGAGGAGAUAGACGAGGCGUGUAAGAGGAUAAAGCGUGAGGUGGAUGAUUUGGGCCCGGAGGUGGGCGACAUUAAGAUCAUCCCGCUGUACUCCACCCUGCCCCCCCAGCAGCAGCAGCGCAUCUUCGAGCCCCCGCCCCCCCGCAAGCCCAGCGGAGCCAUCGGUCGCAAGGUUGUGGUGUCCACCAACAUCGCGGAAACGUCGCUGACCAUCGAUGGCGUGGUGUUCGUCAUCGAUCCCGGGUUCGCCAAACAGAAGGUGUACAACCCGCGCAUCCGGGUGGAGUCGCUGCUGGUCACCGCCAUCAGCAAGGCCUCCGCCCAGCAGCGGGCCGGGCGAGCCGGCAGGACACGGCCGGGAAAGUGCUUCCGCCUCUACACCGAGAAGGCCUACAAGACCGAGAUGCAGGACAACACGUACCCUGAGAUCCUGCGCUCGAACCUGGGCUCGGUGGUCCUGCAGCUGAAGAAGCUGGGGAUCGAUGACCUGGUGCACUUCGACUUCAUGGACCCUCCAGCUCCGGAGACGCUGAUGCGGGCGCUGGAGCUGCUGAACUACCUGGCGGCGCUGAAUGACGACGGGGACCUGACGGAGCUGGGCUCCAUGAUGGCCGAGUUCCCCCUGGACCCGCAGCUCGCCAAGAUGGUGAUCGCCAGCUGCGAGUUCAACUGCUCCAACGAGAUCCUGUCCAUCACCGCCAUGCUGUCAGUCCCGCAGUGCUUCGUGCGUCCCACCGAGGCCAAGAAAGCGGCAGAUGAGUCCAAGAUGAGGUUCGCUCACAUAGACGGAGACCACCUGACUCUGCUCAACGUGUACCACGCCUUCAAACAGAAUCACGAGGCGGCUCAGUGGUGCUAUGAUAACUUUGUGAACUACCGGUCGCUGAUGUCGGCCGACAACGUGCGGCAGCAGCUCUCCCGGAUCAUGGACCGCUUCAACCUGCCGCGGCGCAGCACGGAGUUCACCAGCCGCGACUACUACAUCAACAUCCGCCGCGCGCUGGUCACCGGCUUCUUCAUGCAGGUGGCACACUUGGAGCGCACCGGGCACUACCUGACGGUGAAGGACAACCAGGUGGUGCAGCUGCACCCCUCCACGGUCCUGGACCACAAGCCCGAGUGGGUCCUGUACAACGAGUUCGUCCUCACCACCAAGAACUACAUCCGCACCUGCACCGACAUCAAGCCGGAGUGGCUGAUUAAAAUCGCGUCCCAGUAUUAUGAGAUGGGGAACUUCCCGCAGUGCGAGGCCAAGAGGCAGCUGGAGCGGAUCGUGGCAAAGCUGCAGACAAAGGAGUACUCCCAGUACUGAGGGCCCACACUCGCCCUGGGCCAGUACUCCCAGUCCUGAGCGCCCACACUCGCCCUGGGUCCCCCCCCCAAACCCUCACCUUCACCCGGGCCCUCCCUCACCGUGGGCCCCUGCUGCGGCCUUCACAUUUCCUCCCCCUCAUUACUGUUCAAAUGUUGAUUAUUUUUUUAUACCCUUUACUCUUACUGUUUUUAUUUGUUUUUGUUUUGUUUUUUUUGGUUUUGUUUCGUUUGUUUGUUUUUUUUUUUGUUCAUUUAAUAGUGUAGUGCUGUAUAAAUGAAAUAAAAACGAUGGAUGCAA
Molecule: messenger RNA, 2677 nt
Organism: Conger conger (European conger)
Lineage: Eukaryota; Metazoa; Chordata; Actinopteri; Anguilliformes; Congridae
Product: ATP-dependent RNA helicase DHX15-like
Exons: 14
Coding region: 86-2377 (763 amino acids)
Cellular component (GO): spliceosomal complex; intracellular anatomical structure
Molecular function (GO): RNA binding; RNA helicase activity; ATP binding
Source: RefSeq, a predicted model, not a curated record